ACGAAUUUAUUUAAUAUUAUAAAAAUUUUAAAUUUUAAAAUUAAAAUAAUUAUAAAUGAUCAAUAAUUGGCUGCUACCGACGGUGUCUAUAAAGCUGUCAAGCCAGCGCACUGUUAGUUGCUACGGACUUUUGUUGCAGUGAUCAUGAUUGCAAAAGUAUAGCAACUUUCGAUGGGUUGCUUUGUGAGCAAAAUCACUACUGAGGCGGAUCGUCGCACCGGCACUAAAGACGAUGAUAGAUCUAAGUUACCUGCACCGCUACCUCAUCAGUCAAUAGAUCCGAUUGAAUCUCGCUCCUCUUCUGAUGACGAUAAUCAAAGUCAUCCGCCUGCAACGCUCCCUCUCCGGUCACCGGCUCUUGAUUUUUUUGAAUAUAGCCAGUUUUCCGAUGAGGAAAAUCGAAACCUUGCACAUCCACCGCCACUUCACCAGUCACCGGUUCUAGAUCCGAUUGAAUCUAGUUCAUCUUCUGAUGAGGAGGAUCGAAAUACAGAUCCGAUUGGAUCUGGCUCACCAAAUUCUAAUAAGGAGAACGGAAUUGACGCAGCAGCCUCUGAGGAUACUGAAAGAAAUAAGAUGAUGGAGUAUGGUUUUAAAGAACUGGCAAAGGCAACUGAUUAUUUCUCCAACAAUUGCCUGCUUGGGGAGGGAGGUUUUGGUCAAGUCUUCAAGGCAACCUUAGAUUGUGGAGAGGUUGCCAUUAAAAAACUUAAGAAAAUAAAUUUCGAAGAUAAAUUGGAGGAGGGCGAGUACCUUAGAUGUGUGAGUCACCCAAAUAUUGUCAAAAUGAUUGGGCACUGCAGUGAAGGAGCCGAUAGACUACUGGUUUUAGAGUUUGUUCCCAAUCAUAGCUUGGCAGAUCAUUUACAUGUAGAAAAAACUAAGGUUUUGGAGUGGCCGACAAGAAUGAAUAUUGCCAUACAAUCUGCAAAAGGAUUGCUGUAUCUACAUGAGUGUAGACCCAAAAUUAUACAUCGAGAUAUUAAAUCAGAUAAUAUUCUUCUUGAUAACGAUUUUCAACCAAAGGUUGCAGAUUUUUCACUUGCAUACUUUUUGCCGAAUGCUAGUAAUGUUAACCACAUUACUAGUAUAUUAAGGGGAACUAAUGUGUAUGCUGAUCCAGAAUAUGGUGAUAUCCAAAGAGUUUCAGAAAAGUCAGAUGUCUAUUCUUUUGGUGUUGUACUUUUAGAAUUAAUCACUGGAAGAAGACCUAUGGAAUUAAUCACUGGAAGAAGACCUAUGGAUAAACAAGGCGAUACUAUUAUUAAUUGGGCAAGGUAUCGCAUUGGACGAGUUUUGGAGAAUAGUGAAUACAACGAUCUAGUUGAUCCCAAAUUGCAACAGGCGUAUGAUGAGGCGGAAAUGCUAAGAAUGAUUACUUGCGCUGCGGCUUCGGUAUACAAACCUUCACGCUCUCGACCUAUAAUGAAACAGAUAAUUGAAGUUCUUGAAGGAAAUAUGUCUCACAUGAAGAUAAUGAAACGGAAAGACGUUGAAACUCUACAAGGAAGGGCUACUACUAAUCUAGAAUCAGUACUUGGCGUUGAGAGGAUACAAAUAGCUCCACAAAAAAUAUUUACUUACAAAGAAUUAGCAAAGGCAACUGGUGGCUUUUCUAAUGCCAACCUCAUUGGCGAGGGUGGUUUUGGUCAAGUUUUUAAGGGAAUACUUCCAAAUGGUGAAGUUGUUGCAAUUAAGAAGUUUAAAUCUUCGCCUAACCAGGAUGAAGGUGAUUUUCCGGCGGAGAUUACAACGCUUAACCGCGUCUAUCACAAACAUCUAGUGAAGAUGAUUGGAUUUUGCAGUGACAAAGCAAAUAGAUUGCUUAUCUUGGAGUUUAUUCCCAACGGAUCUCUACGAUAUAAUUUAAAUAGAGAAGACAAAGUGAUUAUUGAUUGGCCUACCAGAAUGAAAAUUGCCAUAGGUUCUGCAAAAGGAUUGGCAUAUUUACAUGAAAUCUGUAAUCCUAAGAUCAUACACAGAGGUGUCAAAUCAAAUGAUAUACUUCUUGAUCAAAACUUUGAACCAAAGAUUUCAGAUUUCGGGCUUGCCAAGGAAUUGCCAAACCCUUAUACCCAUGUGACCACUAUGAUAAAGGGAACCAUGGGUUAUCUAUGCCCUGAGUAUUUCAGAACUAAUCAGCUCUGUGACAAGUCCGAUGUAUAUUCUUUUGGGGUGGUGCUUCUGGAGUUGAUUACUGGGAAACCAGCUAUUCUCAGGGAGCACAAUGUUUUCAUUGGAUCCUUAACUUCCUGGGUAGCCCCUCAAUUGAGACAAGCUCUAGACACCCAUAAUUAUAAUGAUAUUAUUGACAGUAAAUUGCAGAAUAAUUAUAAAAUAACAGAGGUGAUUCGAAUGAUUCACUGUGCAACAGCUUGUGUUUACAAACCUAUAAAUUAUCGUCCAAAAAUAAGCCAGAUUGUUGAAGUCCUACAGGGAAAUUUGGCAUCUGAAAGUAUAUGGCUAAAUAGUGACAACGCUUUCCUUCAAGAUCCCUAUGGCCAUUACUGAAAUCCUAGAUCUACCUCUAUCCAGUGAACUGCAUCAGCCCCUGUAAUUUUAUGUAUCCGGUUCCCUUUUUGUAUAUCCACAUCUUCAUCAAAUACAAUUCUCACUGUCUUAAAUUUCAAAAUUUUCCUUUCACAAAA
Manihot esculenta (cassava) is the source of this 2648-nucleotide messenger RNA. Its product is annotated as proline-rich receptor-like protein kinase PERK5. The transcript is spliced from 15 exons. Gene Ontology annotation, molecular function: protein kinase activity; ATP binding. Lineage: Eukaryota; Viridiplantae; Streptophyta; Magnoliopsida; Malpighiales; Euphorbiaceae. The record is from RefSeq and is a predicted model, not a curated record. The coding region runs from base 172 to 2511 and encodes 779 amino acids. Gene Ontology annotation, biological process: protein phosphorylation.